ACACGCGCCGUCACCCUCCACAUAGCCUCCAAAAACCCUAAUCCCGCCUUCAUCUUAAAAACCCUAAAAGAGAAAUUUCGAAUCUCACACCGAAUCUCCCACGAUCGAACCGAAUCCAUUCCCUAGAUGCGCUCACUCCCGCUAGAUUCCAGUUCUCUUCAGUAGAUUUGGAGCUAAUCGAGGGGGCGAUGGCGAGCGAUUCCGUUGAGAUCGAGGAGAGGAAGAAGACGAUGUCCCCGUGGAAGAAGACCCCAUCGCCGCCGGAGACGGUGGCGGAGGAGGAGAACCGGCCUGUGAUGGGGUCGGAAUCUUGGCCGGCGCUUGCCGAUGCGAAGACAAAGGGAACGGUAGAGAGCGCUUCGAAGAAGACCGCGAUCCCGCCUCCGAUCAAUGCAGUUCCGGCAGCCGUGCCGGCGCCGCCUCCAGUGAAGGAGCACAUCUUUUUACAGGGAUCAGCUGGUCUGCGCAAAGGUGAUGUACCUGGAAAUGGCAACCCUGCCAACAAGCAGCGUUACCAGCAUUCUCAUAGACCUGGUCCAAAGCGUAACCCCCCUAUAAAUGGCAUGCCACCAUUCCCUGUUCCUUUGACUUAUCAUCAACAGCCAGGCCCACCAAUGUUGUAUGCUGCUGUACCUCCACCACCACCUUUUAUGGUUCAUGAGUUUGGUUACCCGGCACCAUUUACUACUGAACCCCACAUCAUGAAGUCUGGUGAAACUCUGAUGCCAGCUCUUAUCCCUACUGGUCAAGCAGGUGGAUUAAAUGGUGAUAGAAAUUUCCGACCGCCACGAGGGGGUUUAAAUAAUUGGCAUCCCUAUACCAGUCACCAUGGUAAUAGACCACAUAAUGGGCAUGAAGCUGGCCCUCAUCCUAAUCAGACAUGGCGUCAUCAACAAGCAUUCCGUCCAAGGGAUAAUAUGGAUAUGCCACCUGGUAUGACCCCUGGACAUAUCAUUAGGCCAACUCCACAGUUGCUUGGUCCGGCUCCAGGAUAUAUGAGUAGGCCUGGCUUCCCUGGUCCUGCUCCUAUGUAUUAUGCUUCUGCCCCUCCACCCCCGGAAAUGAUGAGGGGCCCUCCUCGCUUUGUUUUGCAUCCGCACCGUCCUUAUCCUCUUCCAACACAAGAAACACUUGCUUUGAGAGCUAAUAUUGUAAAUCAGAUUGAGUACUAUUUCAGUGAUGAAAAUCUCCAGAAGGACCAUUACUUGCUGCAGUUGCUAGAUGAGCAAGGAUGGGUUUCCAUAAAUAAAAUUGCAGAUUUUAAUAGGGUAAAGAAAAUGACAACCAAUAUACCUCUUAUUCUGGAAGCGUUGCAGAGCUCUAAUUCCAUAGAAGUGCAGGGUGACAAAAUACGGAGACGUAAUGAUUGGUCAAAGUGGACCCUAAUGUCUGGUCAUUAUGCAAAUUCUCAGCCGACACACGACCAAGUUUCUAGCAGUGGAAAGAGUACUGAGGUUAUCGACGAGAGCAGCAUUUCUGUUCCUCGUGACAGUAAUGGUCUUAAAGCAACCAAUCCAUCAGCUAGCAAUGCUUCUAGAGGGGAUGCUAAGAGUCACUUGGAGUGUGAAAUGGCUAACAAGAUCUUAUCUGCUGAUGAACCCCUAACAUGCAAUGGGGAAAGUGAGGACAAGUGCAGUAAAUUUGCAUCUGAACCAUUUGCAAAGAGUGACCUAAAUAUUGGAUGCAACUCUUUGGUAGAGAAUGUUUCAGGUGGCAACAUUUCUGCCAUUGGGAACAGUGGUUCAGAUAAUAAUCGAACCUUUGAAAGUCUGCAUCGGAAAGCACGUCUUUCUAGUCCUGACAGUCCUAAACUUGAGAACUUAAAGAUGAUAUCAGAUGGAUGUGGGACUUCAUCAAACCUUGGAGGACUCUUGAAUGGUUUCGAAGAUAACUGCCCUAGCUUCACAGGCGAUCCAAGUACAUUUUCGUUUGAUGAGGAGCUUGAACACGCAACAACUGAGAAAUACCAUUCUACAUUAAACAGAAGCAUUGACGAUGAGGAUGACAGGAUGGACGUCAAUGACCAAGAUGUGCAGAGGCUUGUUAUUGUUACCCAGGAAUCAAGAAUAGAUGGAAAUAAUAAAUCGAGCUUGGGGAAAACAGUGCCAAUUUCAAAUGAGCAAGCAGAUGCCAUCGAUGAGGCUCUCUAUUUCUUCGAGCAGCUGCAUACCGAGCGCUCUAGCCGUCAAAGGCAUAACUCAGCGACUGAAAUAAAACGAUGUUCUAAGCACUCAACCCACGAAAAUUCAUCUCCAAGUCAUACGUUGCAUGUGAACUUAGGUGGAACUGCAGAAUCUUCUCAUGCUUGCAAUUCGAGGCGGCAAAACAAAGGCAAUCAUAGGUUACAUUCUUCAAAUAAACAACGCUUUUUUCAUAGUAACUCUAGGAACCACAAUAACAGCAACUACAGCCAUCAUGGAAUUGUAUCAGAAAGUCCACCAGUUGGCUUCUUUUUUGGUUCAACACCACCUGAGAAUUGCAGCUCCUCACUAUCAAAGUUGAGCGCAUCUCCUCACGGAUUUCCUUCUGGGAGCAGUCCACCUGUGGGAUCUAUACCAAAAUCUUUCCCACCAUUUCAGCAUCCUAGCCACACGCUUCUGGAAGAAAACAAGUUUAAGCAGCAGAAGUAUCAUAAAUUCCAUAAGAGGUGUCUUAAUGACCGGAAGAAAUUAGGAAUCGGCUGCAGCGAGGAAAUGAACACUCUGUAUCGCUUUUGGUCAUAUUUCCUUAGAGACAGAUUUAAUGAAUCAAUGUAUAAAGAGUUUCAGAACCUAGCACUGGAAGAUGCAGCUGCCAAGUAUAACUAUGGUAUUGAGUGUCUUUUCAGAUUCUACAGCUAUGGUUUGGAGAAACAAUUCAGAGAAGAUCUUUAUGAAGAUUUCGAGCAUCUGGCCCUUGAUUUCUACCAUAAGGGCAAUCUUUAUGGUCUUGAAAAAUACUGGGCUUUCCACCAUUAUCGGAACAAGGACCAGCCUUUGAAGCAGAAUCCAGAGUUGGAGCAGCUGCUGAAGGAAGAAUAUCGAAGCCUGGAUGAUUUCAGAGCUAAGGAGAAAGCUGAGAAGGCAGUGGUGAAAGAAUGCGAAGCUAGCAAUAGUAGCAGCAGUGGUCCCUUUUGACUCUUCUUGGUGCUUAGAGCAGUCAGGCUAAAUGAAGAUAUCUUUUUAUUUUGAGUUAUCUGAGGAGUUAGCUUUGUGGAAUUCUUUUGGUUCUGGGGUUGUGAUGCUGAGGGUUUAGGUCAACAAUAGCUCUUGCAGAUUUUGUUGUGAUUCUGCUGCUAUUUUAAGUUGGUGGCUGCGUUGGGGAAUUCUUUUGUAUAUAUAUAACAAUAAUGGUGGAGUAUUUUUGAAACUGAGGAAAUUGGAAAAUAAGGGCUUGAAAAUUUAGCCGUGCGCUUAUUUUUCAUUUGAUGCUUGGAGCUCUACCAUUAGGUUGCUAAUGUUUUUCAUGACACUAUCAAAUUAGUGGUAGGAGACUUUAUAGACGACCAAUUGCAAGUUUUA
This is a messenger RNA of Asparagus officinalis (garden asparagus), 3500 nucleotides long. RefSeq names its product la-related protein 1A. The transcript is spliced from 14 exons. The record is from RefSeq and is a predicted model, not a curated record. The coding region runs from base 189 to 3116 and encodes 975 amino acids. Lineage: Eukaryota; Viridiplantae; Streptophyta; Magnoliopsida; Asparagales; Asparagaceae. Gene Ontology annotation, molecular function: RNA cap binding. Gene Ontology annotation, biological process: mRNA stabilization.